GGCAACAUGUGACAGAGUGCUACUAAAAACAGCUUGAGCGCUCUUCAAGUGAUCCUUUAAACAAUGUCAUCCAGCUGAGGAAACCCAUAGGACAUUUGAUCACACAAGUCCAGGAAUUAUUUGAAGGGAACGAAGCCGGAAAUUGACAGCACAACAUAUUUCUCCUAAAGUUUACUCUCCUUGGAAUAGCUAGGAGAUGAGCACCUCUCUGUCCUACCAGUCCAUGAGCAAAGAGCAGCAAACUAUGGAUAACUUGGAGAAGCAACUUAUUUGUCCAAUAUGUUUAGAAAUGUUUUCCAAACCCGUGGUAAUCCUUCCUUGUCAGCAUAACCUGUGCAGGAAGUGCGCCAGCGACAUAUUUCAGGCCUCCAAUCCAUAUUUACCAACAAGAGGAGGAAAUACUGUAGCCACGGGAGGUCGCUUCCGCUGUCCAUCCUGUAGGCAUGAAGUGGUACUGGAUCGACAUGGCGUAUAUGGAUUACAGAGAAACCUGCUUGUUGAAAAUAUCAUUGAUAUUUAUAAGCAAGAAUCAACCAAAACUACAAGGCCCGAAAGAAAAUCUAACCAACCAAUGUGCGAAGAACACGAAGAAGAAAAAAUUAACAUUUACUGUCUGACUUGUGAGGUGCCAACAUGUUCCAUGUGUAAAGUAUUUGGAGCUCACAAAAAUUGUGAAGUAGCCCCUCUUUCUCACGUUUUCCAGGGUCAAAAGACUGAAUUAUCAGAUGGCAUUGCUAUACUGGUUGGAUGUAAUGAUCGGAUUCAAGCAGUGAUCAGUCAACUAGAAGAGACCUGUAAAGCUGUAGAGGAAAACAGUAGAAGACAGAAAGAACAGCUGAGUGAGAAAUUCGAUUACUUAUAUGCAGUUCUUGAAGAAAGGAAAGGUGAACUGACUCAAGUUAUCACAAGAAACCAAGAAGAGAAACUUGAAUAUGUUAAGUCGUUAAUGAAGAAGUAUGCAGAUCAUAUGGAAAUUGUCGCAAAGCUAGUAGAAUCAGGAAUUCAGUUCAUGGAUGAGCCUGAAAUGGCAAUGUUCCUUCAAAAUGCUAAAGGUUUACUACAAAAAAUUACAGAAGCAUCUAGAGGAUCCCAGAUGGAAAAAAUUGAGUCCGGGUAUGAAAAUAUGAACCACUUAACAGUGGAGCUCAACCGAGAAGAGAAAAUAAUUCGAGAAAUUGAUUUUUAUAGGGAAGUUGAAGAGGAGGAAGAAGAAGUGGCAGUGGAUGAAGACUCAGAGGACGCUCAUACAGAGUCUUCAGGUGAAGAGGAUGUCUCAGAGAGAGUGACUCAAAAACCUACCCCUACCUCUGACACCACAAUUACAACCACAAACCAAAACGAAGAACAAACUACACCUCAGGAAGCAGAACGGCCAAUGCCUCAAGGUGGUGUUGAGCCAAGUGGUAUUCAACAGACUCCUAACGUUCAAGUACUCUCAACUGCAGAAACCUCAGAUCACUUGUUUUAUCCUAGCUGGUAUAAGAGCCAAGUGCGGCAACAAUCCAAACCAAACAAGCUUCCGCUGAAUGAUGCUGUGCGUCAAAUAGAUCCUUCCAUUCCUAAGGAAAUGACUGUAAAGAAAGUAGAGCCAGCGGCAGGACUCCUUAAGGAGAGUGUGGUAGUGGCUGGUAAGGAAACCAGUCCAUCUGCAGAUAAUCCUCAGAUUAGUCUUCACACUUCCAGUCCACAAGAGAUGAGACCCUUGAUGCUGGAACGUAGCACCGGUGAAUGGACUGGGUCUGAGACAUUGGUCCAAGAAGAUGCUCAAGGGACUACAGAAUCUAAUCAGUCUGACAACACAGACGCUUUACGUCAUGUAUUCUCUUUCUCCUGGCUUAAUACAUUACCUGAAUAGCCGCCUGACUGUGGGAAACCUUCAUUUGUCUGCAGCACCAGUAUGAACACUCACCUAAGUGUAAAGUCAGGGGAUCGAUUACCCGUUGUCACAGCAGUACUCAUCAUCAGCACAUUUAAUGGUCCCUGCCUCUACCUUCUUCCAUCCACAUCAUACUCAUGACAUAUCAGCCUUCCCAAUAUCUACCAAUUACGCCUCGGUGUACGACAGAAACCUAGUAGACUCAUCUUGGGGUCCAAACACUACUCUGAUAAUUCCACCCAUACUUCCCUCUGCCCCCUCACUAUCAGCUGAGUAGUAUGUGUAUGUAUGUAUGUGUCAGUGGGUGUAAGGUGCUGUGUAACCCACUUGAAUCAGUUCUUUCUUCACUACUUGAAAUUACUAAAGUGACAUUAAAGUGUGCAGGUGCCUUAAGGGGUUAACUUCCAAGAAGUGCAGAGACCCCUUGGUGACUGCCAUUUCUUUUAGGGAAUACAUUAAUGCAAAUAGGUCUUCAUUUAUGUGCUCUUGUUAAGUUUGAAGAGGCAGUUGUCUCAAGCAAUGAGCAAUGUCCUUGUCCAGCAUAUUAGGCAGGUUAUGCUGGGAAUUGUAGUUCCAUAAUACAGCGCCUGGUGCCUACAAGCAAUCUCUGCCCUUGAUAUAGCUGUUAGAAAACAGUAGUGCCGAGAGCUGAAUGGGUCUUUUGACCAGCACCUUGAUUAUUGAGUUAUUAUGAUGUAGUAGCUUUACUCAUAUGGAAAACCAGAGAUAACACACUAAAUGAUAACACAUUUACGUAUGUAUAUAUAAUUAUUAUUAUUAUUAUUAUUAUUAUUAUUAGAGAUGAGCAAAUGUAUUGAAACUCAGUUAGGGUCUGAUUUGCCCAAAUCGAUUGUCAGAUUUUAUUCAAGUCCUAUUAAAUUUGACCCAUGAAAGUGCCCAAAUUGCCCUGAAAGAUCAUGCAUGACACUCUGGGGUCCCCAAGGACUGUAUCCAACCCCUUUUAAGUCCGUUAAUCCAGAGACCGCAUUAGUAAUGUCAAAGUGACAGUGGCAUAUAUACGGUAUAUGUAGGAAUAUGGGUAAACAGAUGUUAGCUUGUUACAAUACACACUGCCUCAAUGAAUUUAAAAAAAAUCAUCCAAAUCUGGAUUUUAGGGGAAUUUGGAACCAAUGUCAUUCAUUUACAAUCCUUGCAAAUCUGUGUAGUCAACUUUGCAUUAAGGUAACAGGGUUUGGAAAGCAAUGCAUGGGACUAUUCUUUGCUCCUGACACCUUAUUACAGCACCUUCUUCAUGAGAAGGAAAUAGAUGGAGGGCAAGGACUAAGGAAUCACUCUGUGCAGUGCUAUCACUUCUCUGGGAUUUUGUGUUGCUUUUCUUUUGGCCACCAUCAAAAAUGUCUUCGCUUUAUGAUCUCAUUCCUCUUAAUGCCGUCUACUAGAUCUACUGUAUGUUUCCAUUGCACAGAAGCUUGGUCAGGAGUCAGGACCACCUCUCUGUCUGCUUACUACAUACUCAUCCCCCAAUAAAUGAAGAUGGACAGAUGAAGCUUGGCAGAUUUUAUUAAAAAUAUAGAUAUUAAACAUUAUGUUUACACACCAAUGUUGUGCGAGCUCUGAAAAGAUGUUUUUUAUUGUGGAAAUGUAUACAAUAAACUUUUGAUGCAA
Bufo gargarizans (Asiatic toad) is the source of this 3502-nucleotide messenger RNA. It is a transcript of the gene TRIM55, whose product is annotated as tripartite motif containing 55. The transcript is spliced from 11 exons. Gene Ontology annotation, molecular function: zinc ion binding. Lineage: Eukaryota; Metazoa; Chordata; Amphibia; Anura; Bufonidae. Bases 197 to 1855 code for a protein of 552 amino acids. The record is from RefSeq and is a predicted model, not a curated record.